AUGAAAGUAGACACAGCUUCAUCGUCAGAUAAACCUAAAAUACCAUUACCUACGCUUUCUCAAAUAAAUGCCGAUAGAAUUACACAACUUGCGAAUCAGUACUGGUCACCACAAACCAAAGAGAGUCACCUACCCUAUGAUGCUUCUAUUGUGGAAUCAAUCUACCAGGCUGAAAUACUUGGAUCCAAUUUCUCAGUGCGCCGGAUUAUGAUGUUAGAGUUCUCUCAGUACUUAGAGAACUUCUUGUGGCCGCACUACGAGACGGACGAGGCGACGCAUGCUCAUAUGAUGUCUAUCAUUGUCAUGAUCAACGAGAAGUUCCGGGAACGAGUGCCGGCUUGGCAGGCAUUCUUGAAAAAACCAGACCAAUUUCCAGGAUUUUUCGAGCAAGUACUGCGCGCUAGUGUAGCUGAAGACAAUAAAAGCAACAAUAUGCGGGAACAGACGGCUCUGCUAUUGUUUUUGAAUCAUUGCUUCGGAAGCAUGGAGGUGCAGUUGUGUCGCGACCAGGUCAAGCGACUCGUCUCGCUCAGUAUGUGGAUUAGCUUACAAGAAGGCCGAAGAAAUCAAGAGUUCAAAGCAGUUCCGAAGUGGAGGAAGUAUUGGCGGGCAAUCCAAAAGAAAGACAAACCAGAGCUGUUGGAGAAAUUGAGCUGGGAGCGGCGGUACUUGCAACGGCUUAUGAUUAAGUUCAUGCGUAUAUUAGAAAGCAUACCGGAGACGGGGGAACUGGAUUCACAUUCAGUAAGAUAUUGCGAGCGGUUUCUAGAGCUGAUGAUCGAUCUGGAGGCGUUGCUGCCGACAAGGCGUUUCUUCAACACAGUCAUGGACGACUGUCACCUCGUAGUGCGCUGUCAAAUGGCGCCACUUACCAGGAGAUCCGAAGGACAAUUAUUUGAUCAACUAUUAAAUAUGCUCAAGUUCUACGCAAGAUUUGAGAUCAGCGACGAAACCGGCGACCCUAUGACUGACCGGGAUAUGACUUUACUUCAUUAUUCCAGAAUUACUUCUUUACAGAAAGCAGCUUUCUCAAAAUUUCCAGACCUACGUUUGUUUGCUCUAGCAAAUGUCGCCAGUGUAGAUACGAGGGAUUCUUUACAUAGACAUUUCGGAAAUCUAAGUGAAAAGGCCUUACGUGCGAUUGCUACAUAUCUUCAUCUCGUUCCUCCUGAAGGAAAAGAAAGUGAGUCACCAUGGCAUAGACUAGAUAAGGAGUUCCUGAAAGAAUUGUUGAUUUCUCGCCACGAACGUCGCAUUUCGCAACUCGAAGAACUAAACUCAAUGCCGUUGUAUCCUACCGAAGAAGUCAUAUGGGACGAAAACGUUGUCCCCACAGAGAUCUAUAGCGGAGAAAAUUGUCUGGCCUUACCUAAACUGAAUCUUCAGUUCCUCACCUUACACGAUUAUUUAUUGAGGAACUUCAAUCUUUUCCGGUUAGAAAGUACAUAUGAAAUUCGUCAAGACAUUGAAGAUGCUGUAUACAGAUUAGCACCUUGGCGAUCUGAAGACGGCAGUGUUUAUUUCGGUGGAUGGGCCCGAAUGGCUCAUCCCAUCACCAGUUUUGCUGUUGUUGAGGUCGCUAAGCCGAAUAUUGGUGAAAAAGCACCCUCAUGUGUCAGAGCUGACGUCACUGUUACUCUUAGUGUGAGAAAUGAAAUCAAACAUGAAUGGGAAAGCUUAAGAAAACAUGAUGUUUGUUUCUUAGUGACUGUUAGACCGACUCAAGGAAUUGGAACUAAGUAUGAUUAUAGAAAAAGUAUGGUUGAGCAAGCAGGUAUAGUUUAUGUAAGGGGUUGUGAAGUGGAGGGCAUGUUGGACGCUUCUGGGAGAGUUAUUGAAGAAGGGCCAGAACCGAGGCCAGAAUUAGAAGGCGAUGCGAGGACCUUCCGUCUGCUUCUCGAUCCUAAUCAGUACAGGCUUGAUCUGGAUCACGCCAGUAAAGGCACCGAGGAUGUAUAUGAAACUUUCAACAUUGUGAUGAGGCGCAAACCGAAAGAAAAUAAUUUCAAGGCGGUUUUGGAAACGAUUCGAGAGCUGAUGAAUACAGAGUGCGUUGUUCCCGAAUGGCUUCAUGACAUUGUACUAGGUUACGGAGAUCCUGGUCAAGCACACUAUACCAGGAUGCCUAACGAAAUACCUACGCUGGACUUCAACGAUACGUUCCUAGACAUGGAACAUCUCAGAAGCAGUUUUCCUGGUUACGAGAUCAAAGUUAAGACCGAUGACCCCAGGAAACUCAUCAGACCGUUCAAGUAA
Arctia plantaginis is the source of this 2256-nucleotide messenger RNA. The record is from the annotation of a GenBank genome assembly. Lineage: Eukaryota; Metazoa; Arthropoda; Insecta; Lepidoptera; Erebidae.